GUUUCACAAGUUAGUUGAGUUGCAGAGAAACAUUUUUUUUCUGUUCGUUGUCAUCUUAAAUCAAGCGUUGGAAGCCUAACAGCAAUUUAUUUCUAUAGUUUUAUUUCGAAUUUAUUUUGGUGGAUAAUCCAGAAAAGUAAUUACAACUGAAAUUUAUCAGAUACUAUCGCAAACAAUUUCGCGAAAAGGUGAAUAUCAUAUCAAUGGCCUUGAUGAUUGAAAAGAAAAACGGCUAGGAGAAGCGAAAAUUUAUCUCAAUAGUUUAAUGCUACGACCGUAAAAAUGACAUCUCAGACACAAGAUAUGGCAAACAUUGAGCUCGGAGAGCUUUCAUUUGUAAGCACAGAAAGUGAUCAAAAUGUUUACAGUGGAACGAUGAUAAACAACGACCAAAGCUCGACAACCAAAGACGCCACAGGAGUCGACGGUCUUACCUCAAACAUCCUAAACAAGCGAGGCUUCGGCUGGUUGUUGGAAAUAGAAGAUAUUGAUGAUGAGGCCUACGACAAGCCCUUGUUGGAAGAACUUGAUAUAAAUCCACAAGAGAUCUUUUACAAAUUGAGAUGUGUUCUCUUUCCUAUUCCUUCAUUGGGAUUUCAAAGAAGCAUUGUUAAAGAAAAUCCUGACUUCUGGGGUCCAUUGUUUGUGGUUCUUGUGUUUUCACUGCUUUCAUUAUAUGGACAGUUCAGGGUUUUGUCAUGGAUAGUUACAAUCUGGUUUACUGGCUCAUUUGUUAUAUUUGUUUUGGCAAGAGCACUUGGUGGGGAAGUUUCUUAUUCACAAUGCCUUGGUGUUAUUGGCUACUGUUUACUUCCUUUAAUUAUCACUGGUAUUGCUCAACCAGUGCUCAGUGUUUCAUACUAUCUGGCUGCCCUAAGCAAGGUGUUUGGUGUUGGAUGGGCAGCAUACAGUGCUGGAUCUCUGUUAGUGCAAGAAGAGCUGAACAAUAAAAAACCACUUCUUUUCUAUCCUGUCUUCUUGUUAUAUAUUUACUUUUUCUCGUUGUAUACUGGGGCUUGAUACUUUGUAUUACCCCAAUUUCAGCUUUCAAUAAUAAAUUUAAUUUUUGUCAGUUACUAAAUUAUAUUUCAGAGAUAAGGAUAGCCUAGCCUAACAGUUAUACUUAAAUACUUAAUUUAAACAUCACUGCUGGAAGUAUGUUUUUAAGAGCAUAUGCUGUCAAGUAACAGAUCUGUAU
This is a messenger RNA of Rhopilema esculentum, 1198 nucleotides long. Its product is annotated as protein YIPF4. NCBI's taxonomy places the organism in Eukaryota, Metazoa, Cnidaria, Scyphozoa, Rhizostomeae, Rhizostomatidae. Gene Ontology annotation, biological process: vesicle fusion with Golgi apparatus; endoplasmic reticulum to Golgi vesicle-mediated transport. The record is from RefSeq and is a predicted model, not a curated record. Gene Ontology annotation, cellular component: trans-Golgi network; membrane.